Molecule: messenger RNA, 396 nt
Organism: Loa loa (African eye worm)
Lineage: Eukaryota; Metazoa; Nematoda; Chromadorea; Rhabditida; Onchocercidae
Exons: 5
Coding region: 1-396 (131 amino acids)
Source: RefSeq, a predicted model, not a curated record
AUGGUAUGUUUGGUUUUUAAUCUAUUCCAACGAUCAUCAUUUUCGGAAUCUGAUUCUUUUCCAUGUUUCAAGUGUGGCUACGUCACGGUCAGAGAUAUCUUGCACUCUAGUCUUAUCGAAAUCUGGAGGAUUGCCCCCUCUCUCCCUAAUUCACCGGGAUUUCGUUUUUUUCUUGUAACAGUCAGUAAUCUAUCGUUGGUAUCAUCGGUAAUGAAUGCUAUACCGAUACACAGAAAUGUGAGUUGUCAUUUAUCAAUAAACUUGAACCGGAUGGUAUGUAGAGGAGCUCGUCUGUUGCCAUUGAAUUCAAACAGUUUUGAACGAAAAGCAAAAUCUAAAUGCAUAGCUAUUAACCCAGCUGAUAACUAUAAGCUUUACAAUAAACUCGAUUAUUAA